AUUUGGAAGCGCGUUGCAGCUACGAUUUUUUUCUUGGUGACAUCUCAGCAUUAAGUUGCCAGCAACAUCCGAAUUUAAUUAAAUCUCCUUCCAAUCAUUUCAACCCAUCUCUCGUAACCACCCACCAGUUUGUGCCUUUUGCAAUCCGAGAAUCCAUCCUUGAUUAGGUAUCCGUGUUUGCCUAUCCACCUUGUGUGUCCUAAACAUUGUAUCUCAUUCCUCGAAUUUCCAUUCACCAAAUAACCGAAGAGGACAAUGAGGCCAUUGAUCCUGCAUAACGUCCCGGACGAGGAACUCUAUACUGGAGAGGAUGGGAUUCAGCGUCCAUAUGCUAUGUAUUUCCCUGAAGGUGAACGACAACGUACCCUCCCACGUACGCGUGCGCGAGAGGUGACAGAGUCGGGUUCCUUUGGUAAAUCGACUAGACGAUCUCGCUCUAGAACGGGGAGCGCACCGCCGAAACGUGAAGAUGCUACGAUGCAUAACGCCGAUAAAAUCUUUUCGAAUUACAUAGCAAGCCGACAGCAAGCCCCUAACGCCACGACAUCGACGACAACGACUACCGCUGCGACGCAACGAAAGACUAGCUAUCUAGGACAGACCGCUGCGCAGUCGCAAGAAGAUUCUGCUUCUGCUACCCAGGCUUCGACGUAUCGCAAGGAGCCUGUCGAGGUUAUCCUGAGAGGUUACUCAUCGCCAUCACAGCAGUAUGCGGCUAUUAACCAUUACGAGCAGCUGGCAGGGAGGAUAUGCGAGGACUACUCCAGAGAGCCACCGGCCGAGGCGCGACGCUACAAGUCAGACUUGAGGGAUCCCGCGCUUACGAGGCGACAACCCUUAUCAGCCCCUGAGCGGGCUAAGGUUAGCAGGGUGGCCAGUGGUGAACACUGGGUGAAGAUUACGUUCGAGUCAUCGGAGGCAGCAGAAGCCGCAACGUACGCUUCUCCGCAGAAUAUAUUAGGUCAUCUUGUCUACGCCGAACCCUACCGUGGCCUGCCCCCUAAGGAAGAUGCUGCAGUGCCCGAUGUGGUCGGUGAUAGUGGCAUGGUUGAUCUGUUUAGGUCUAACACCUUCAAAAGCGUGCCGAAGAGACCAUCGCAGCCCCGUAUAGAUAAGGGCGCGACAUUCCCUAGGACUCUCUUAACACAGACGGUAGAGCGGACUACAAACCUUCACGACUCUCCCCCAGGAUCGCAAGGCUCGACCCAGACUAUGGAUACCACCACGGCAUCGACAGCAACGGUGACGGGUGCAGUCUCAGAACCGCAGAAUAUAGAGCCAGUGGACAACACGUAUUGCCGGCGCAUUCCAGAGGCCAAGCGGGCUAGAAUCCUGCCGGCCGACCAAGCCCUAGCUCCUCAACUGACCUGGCAGCAAAAGCUGCUAAUCUACAUUCCACUGAUAGGAUGGUUUGGAGGCUCAAUGAUCGGAAACGAGGUGCCCCGUAACGAGCUCGGCGAGUUUGACUUCAACAAAGCUAGUUUGUACUGGCAGCUGAUGUUUUACUUGGAUCUCUGGUUCGGUCUCUUCGGCCGCGAGCUCGUUAGUGGCGACAAGGAAGACUAAGACACUUUAUACACAUACCAACUUGCAUCAUCAAUUUUUUUAUACUUCGUAAUGCUAUGAAAAGUAGGGACAUGAGGGCAAAGCGGGUUUUGGUAAUACGCCCCCUGGAGUUGAGGAUCACAUCAUUCGGAAAGCCCUACGAUAAAAUGCCCAAAGA
Molecule: messenger RNA, 1723 nt
Organism: Daldinia decipiens
Lineage: Eukaryota; Fungi; Ascomycota; Sordariomycetes; Xylariales; Hypoxylaceae
Exons: 2
Coding region: 256-1566 (436 amino acids)
Source: RefSeq, a predicted model, not a curated record